Molecule: messenger RNA, 198 nt
Organism: Prunus armeniaca (apricot)
Lineage: Eukaryota; Viridiplantae; Streptophyta; Magnoliopsida; Rosales; Rosaceae
Source: the annotation of a GenBank genome assembly
AUGGAAAGGGUGUUUGAUAAGAAUAUUCGAAGCCUCGUUGCGUCACUUUGUACUAUCGGUUUGGUGCCCCAGCUUCGGCAGUUCAGCAAAUCUAACCUUGUGAGUGGUCUGGUGUUCUUGGGUCAUUGGCAGGUGGCUUGCUUUGACAAGGCUUUUUCUUGCGAGCUCCCCAUGUUUGCUCAGCACGUGUUUCGAUAG